This is a messenger RNA of Ruditapes philippinarum (Manila clam), 6871 nucleotides long. RefSeq lists its product as uncharacterized. The transcript is spliced from 3 exons. The record is from RefSeq and is a predicted model, not a curated record. NCBI's taxonomy places the organism in Eukaryota, Metazoa, Mollusca, Bivalvia, Venerida, Veneridae. The coding region runs from base 670 to 3141 and encodes 823 amino acids. Gene Ontology annotation, molecular function: protein binding.
AGCUUUAAUGUUCAUCAUACUUUUCAUUCAUCCCCAUAUUGAUCAUAUACUAACCACCAUUACGGGCCUCUCUAUGUAACUUUCUAUUUCAUUGAUUCACUACACUACGAAUGCGCACUAUUUUCAAAGAUUUUGAUGGCGAGAGCCGCGAUUCUUUACUGCUAAUAAAAUUAUUUGAAAGCGCAUAAUUUGUGUAUUUACAGACCCUCUGUCCAGGUCCCAAGUACUUUAACCUACAGCGUCCAUCAGAAACCCCUUAUCUUUUGGACUGCGACAUGAGUAUAUGGAAAGUAAUGAUACCCGGAAAAACAUGACAUAUCAAUGUAGGUGCCCGUCGUGUCUGAAUUAAUACUCCCCACAUUAAAAAAACUGAAGUCUCUGGUGGGCUUCGAACUAACGGCAGUGAGGGUUAAGCCGUUUAAAGAACGAGGGUCAUUGGUAGAUAAAGAUCGUAAGACACUUUAAAUUGCGCAUUUAACAACCAUACAUGAAGAAAGUGUAACUGAUUUUUGGAAAAUAUUAACAUUGGAGCAAACCAAACACAUUCGUUACGACACUAUGUAUUGGUGAAGAUGGAAAAAAAUGGCUGGGAAUAUUGUAAAAGAGAGAAUAUAUAAACAAACAGAUUAAAUUAAAGCAAGGCCGUGUAUCAUUCAGCUACCCGAGGAUAUGGAGGAAAUUAAAAAGACACUGAGUCAGUACCCUUCAAGCUUCAGUGUCAAAGAAACGAUAACAUCUAUGUCACGAGGGGAAAUAGGAAAAAUAAAACACAAAUUGGAGAUUGAACUGGAAUCUUCUGAAAAAGAAUUCAGCACGGACAUGGAAAAAUUAAGAGUCGAAAAUUUACUUUCGUUUUUUCAUUUUUAUCUAGGAAAUCAAGAAAAGGCGACAGAUUUUAACGAGAAAGUUUUAGACAGACAACCGGAGAAUAUGAUAGCUUUAUCAAACAAAGCCUGGUUUUCUUUGCGGGACCAUAAAAACAUAUUGCAGUGCAAAGAACUUUGUAAGCGUCUCAAAGCAAUAAAGAGACAAAAUGAAUUAGCUUUAAUUAUAGCAAAAGCUGAGGUAGCAUUUACUUAUUCAAGAUUAGGAAUACGGAAUUAUAAGAAGGCAUCGUCAGAAUUCGGAAACGUUCUUCGAGAUUGUGAGAAAAUUAAAGAAUUUGUCGAUGGAUCGGACUCUGCUGCUACUCAAGGUCAGGUACCGACCGACUAUGUUUGUAUAUGGAUGUAUAGGAAAGCCCUCUGUCAACGGAGACAGUCAAAUUUGAAUAACAGUGACGAACCAGCAGGUAAUGAAGAAUUGAAAAACUAUUACAGUAUUACGUUAGACCUGUAUACGAAGAUAAUUCAGUUGGAAAAUUCUGAAAGCGAUUGUAUCAAGAGAUACAAAGCGAGAUCAUAUGUUGAAAUUGGUUUCAUUUCUUAUGAUGUCUCUAGGAAUCAAUCCAUAUUUCCAAAUGGCAUGGAAGAUUUUAUGCCUACAAAUUCACCAUUUUUAAUGAAAACGACAGAUUAUUUUUUUUAUAAAGCUCUUGAAUGUUAUCCAGAUGAUGUAUCUGUUCUCGAACGAAGCGGGAAGUACUUCCGAUACAUAAAUGAACAUGAAAAAUCAAUAAAUCUACUAACUCGAGCUAUUAAAAUCAAACCAACCUCUUUUGGUUAUCAUCACAUCGCCCUGACGUUCAAAAGACUACUUGAAAAAAACAAAGGGAAAUUAGCUCGGCAAUUACUAGAUGUUCACAUGGGCUGUGAAGAUGGCAUAAAGAACUUCUCACAACUUAGUAUAAACCCUAGCAACAGAGGUACCUAUAUCCCUUGCGAUCCUUCGAGGCCGAAAAAGAAGUCUGGAAUAAAAUGUCCAAAAGAACUAAUCAUUAUAGAUUACAAUGAACAUAAGCCUGUUGUUGAUAAAAUAAUUGCGUAUCUUGAUACAUCAUAUGAAUUGUCGUCAAACACGAAUGCAAUUUACGAUAAGGCCUUACUUUACAGGCAAAUAAGUCAACCUGAAAGUGCAUUAAAGGUUUUAGAAGAUUUAUCGCAGAACUAUGAUAAAUUCAUUUCACGCAUUAUGCUGGCAAACAUUUACGAGCAGUCCGCAUUUUGUAUAAGUGAUAUGUUACUCAACUCCAAUGAUGUCAAAAUGAAUGAAAGAAGUGAAAUGGAGGAAGUCAGGGACUUUUAUUUAAAAUCAUCUAUUGAGAUUUCAUGUGCCCUCAUUGAUAAGAUUCCAUCCCUCGAAAAAGGCUGGAAAUCUGCUGCCACACUGAGGAAUGUCCUAUAUGGGAAAUUAGAGAUAAAAAGAACGAAAGAUACUUUGAAGGAGCUAUGGAAACUUUCCAGAAAGCUAAAUGAGCAUCGCGAUGCAGUUAAAAUACUUCAAGAAUUGCAACCAUUAGCCGAUGACGAAGAAGAAGAAAAGGAGUUUCUUGAAGGAAUUGUCCAGCAUCAAAUUUCCAAAGAGAACUUUGAAGAGGCAGUUAUCGCUCUUUGUAUGUCUAAGCAAGUUGGAGAUGGGCAACCACUUAUUGAAAAGAAUCUGUACAUCAAAACUUACAUCGAAGCGGGUUUGGAUGCUUUUAGACGAAAACAUUUUCAAAAGGGGGAAAUGCGUAUUGGAGAGGCGUUUAGGUUUGUGAGAGAAUCUCAACUAACGCACGGAAAUAGUGAAGCGUCCAAUGGAACAAACAGAGGAAAAGAAGAAAAUGAAUCAUUCGACAUUUUCAUUCUUUCAAACCUUGAUGACGACGAAAAUGGACAAAAACUUAUGAUGCUUUUAAACAGUCUUGGACUCAAAACAACUUUCAAUUCAGAAAGCCCAGCGAUUAGUCCAGGUACACCGGAAGUACUUGGAAUGGAAAACAUAAUGAGUCAGUCGAACGCUUUUGUAAUUAUUAAAGACUUUGAUACUGACAAUACAAUAAUGCAAAAUAUUAUUGAUAGAAUGCAAAGCAUUGUAGAAGAUAGGCACAACAGAUCAUUAAUUUUAGUAGUGACACUGCCAGAAUCUACAGAAAUACUCCCUGGAUCUUUUUAUGCAACGCAGAAAAUAAUUACAAUUGAUCUUAAGUCUGUACCAAAGGACACUUUCUUUACACCAGAGGGGUUCAAAAGUUUGUUAAUGGCUCUUGCAUUGGUUUAGAAACCUAGCAUACAUUGAAUUGGAUUUAUUGCUUCUUGUAUAGUUGUGUACAUAUUUCUAUAUAAUAUACAAGCCCGAUGCAAUACGUGACUUGAUACUUGAAAUCGUGACUAGCUAAACAACAUGGGACUAACUUACGUUCUUAAGUCUGAACUGUUUGCCUUUUUUUUGCCUAUUUGUCUAUUUAAAGUAUAUCGAGGUUGAAUAAAACAUCGUGAUAUAAUAUAACAAAUGUUAUUUCAUUUGCGCACCAUUUUGGUUGCAGAGUGAAGUUUUAACAUUUUUAUUGAUACAACAAUUUGUUGAAAUAAUGACUUCGUCGAACAAUAAAACCAAUAGAUGGUCUAAUCGAGAAGAUGACAAAGCAAAAAAAAUCACCUUAUGCAAAUGAAACAAAAUAAGACUAAAAAUAAAAAACAUUCAAUAAAGAUAAGACUUGUUAUUUACAAUCGAUGAACCGGAAUUAUUAAUAAAGAUAUUAAAGAAAUUCAGGAAAAUAGUUUAAUUGUCUAAAUGAUGUCGCAUUAUUUUUGUAAGACUUGACGGUCGUAUAUCGUGGGGGAAUUAACGAAAAAACAACAGUCAAACUGGCGGACAUUGGCGCUGAGAUCAUCAAAACUUUUAGGAAAGUCAAGCUGCUUUUGGAAAAAAAAAACGAUAUAAACGAGAUAAAAGGAAUAUGUAUACUACAAAGCUUUGUUUAUUGCAUGCAUUGAUAUAUUACAUCCACAAGUAAAUUUAAAAUUGCACCUUUAUCUACCUGGUGAAGCUUUGAGUUGAAAUGUAGAUAGUGUAAUUAACCCCUUUUUUUGUAUAUCCUCAAUUUGCACAUUUGCAUGUGAAAAAGAGGGAAUAGUAACUGAUGCUGAGGAAAAUGUAUCAACUUGGAAAUUACUAGACUAAGAUGUAGCUUUGAGGCGAUGGUGAAGGAAACUAAAUAAAACGUAACAGGCGCGGUUCUAACUAAAAUGAAAUAUAUCAUUUGAAACAAUGCCAGUUGAACUGGAUGUAGAAAGCCUAAAUGGUCAGACGUCUCAAAUAUACUAUCAAAAAAAAAACUUAAUAUACAUUUCAGUUAUAUUUGAAACUUAAAAUGAUAUAAUAUAAAACUCUUUUUAGAACGUAUAUGUUAAGAAAAUAGGAGGACAUGAAGAUUACGUCGAUCAAAGGUGGUAGUUGCUACAUUUUCUAACUACUUUAGACUGAUAAAGUAACAACAAAAGUUAGGAUCAUUUUUGAUGUUCAGCAAAAUGAAACGCGGUCUCUUUCAAAGAUUGGAAAUGGAGUUGUUUGAUGUUUUACAACGUGUCUAAUGGCAUUGAUGUGUAAAUCUUUCUAAGAAUUGAUAAAGCAAAACCUGACAAUAUUAUUGAUUUCUACGGAGAGAGAAUCAAAACGAUAAAGAAUGUGAAUAAAAGAUUCAGAGUUUGUAUUUGUUGAAAAUGUUUCGCCUAACAUUAUCCGCCAUUAUAGUGCCGAAUUAUUGAACUAUUGAAUUACACGAGAUGGCUGCAGAAAUAAUAAUGCAUUCAAAAUACACAGAUAUGCAAACAUAUCCAACAUAUGAUUCUAAUUAAAACGUUGUCGUCGUAUGCAGGAGCUGGUUGUUGUUGCUGCUGCUUCGCAAGUGGUUAUUUCGUUUAAAUAACAUAAGUUUAUGGUUUCGUGAAUAAAAAAGAGAUGAACAUUUGGGAUGUUGCUCAUGUCACAUCACCUGGUACACAAAUAAUUCUUGACAUUUUUCCUGAAAAUAAACUGUCAUGUUCGUGUUGUAAAUACUCGCGUUGGAAAAUCAGAAAUGAGACCAAUUACAAAAGGGUGCUCACUUGAAAAGAUCUUUGAAUAUAUAUAGUGUAAGAAUUGCAUGUGCAUAAUAAUCCCUUUACUUAUUAUCUGCCAACCAUGAGAAGAAGACAUUCAUUUUCAUGGAAAAAAUAAGAAAUACAUUACAGACGAACAGUAAAAUAGCAUUAAAAUAUCAUACAAAUGUGAAAAAGACUGGAUUCGUAUGAUAAUAAUAAUAUGGAAUUUUUUAUGACAAUUACUUUUAUUUUGAUGCUUGGGUGUCUCAUUUUGCAACAGUACAAAUAGAUAUGAAUGUUUAAAUGUUUAUGAAAUAAUUUUGUGAAUAAAAUGCAAUGUAGUCCUUCGUUAUUUUGUUAAACAAUUAGCGAUUUCGAAAUCUUUUCGGUAUCUUUUAUUUGCCUUUUGGGGUUGAGGAGAUGAAAUAUAAGAUCUUUGAAGACACACUUAAUUGAAAUUUAUUUGGUAUCAAUGAGUUUUAAGUUUUGAAAUAAUAAUGUAUAAAAUAAGUAUAAAUUCAAUGUAGCCCUUUGUUAUUUUAUAAAAAAAGCGAUUUCAAAACCUGAAGGUUAUUAAUUAUCCUUUCUUGCCUUUUCAUGUGAAGGGGACGAAAUAUAUCAUCUUUGAAAAAGUAUAAUUUCAUUUUACAUGUACUUUUUGUUUUACAUAAAUAACGAAAUUCAUAAGGUUGUAGAUAUUUUUUUCUUUGCUUUUGAGUUUAUGGAGACGAAAUAAAAGACAUUUGAGGACAUACUUGAUUACAAUAAAUUUGGAAUCAUUAAGAAAUAAGUCUUAAAUUAAUAAAAAAGCUUUAACAUUCCGAGGAAGAGAGUAUGUUCCAGAGAAAUAUACAUCUAUGCUAGAUGACUACGAUAUUUGUAAUCAUUAAUAGUUAGUAAAGUAGGUAAAAAUGGUAUCCCCUGAUUAUUACUAUUUGAUGUAGAAAAAUAUAUGUUAGAUAACUAAAAUACAUUUAUUCAUUUGUUGUAAAGUUGGAUUCCAACAACAACAGGUUAUAUCAUUAUUACAUAUUAGUGUAUAAUAUUACGGAAGAAGUAUAUCAAUUCAGAACACAUUUAUUCUUCUUAAAUGUUUUUGAAGAAAUACAAGGGUUUAAACUUUUACUAAGAUUUAAGUUAUAGUUUAUGGAUACUUCGUACUAACCAUUUCAUUAUAGUUGUAUGUUGAUUAGUAUGUUUCGUUUAUUUGUGGUUAGUAACUUUGUAGAACUUGGAUACAAUUUUCUACAUUCACUUAACAUGGCCUAAUGUCAUAGAAUGGUUCUACUUUCAUUUUCACUGGUCUUUGAACUUUGUGAGAUACAAGUUGUUGAUUUAGCAUUUAUAUUUGUUUUGUAUUAUGUGUAGUUUUUCAGAAGUAUUUUGAUAAUGUAUGUUACUUUGUCAUAAUCAUGAUAUUUUAUAGAAAUUGUUAAUAUUGUACCAUUUACUUGUCCAUGAACAUGAUCAUAGUUAUGUAAACAAAAGAUAAGGAUAUACCAAUACCUAUUUUAUUAAGAAAUUUGUUCAAUGAUAUAAAAUACCAAUUUGAAUACAAAUGUAGAAAUAAAGACGAUUCAGUGACAGAAUUUUUAAAAUAUUUGUAAUUUGUAUGAAUAUUACCUUUAAUGUAUGGGACGCAACUCAAUUGAAAUUAUAGAUUUAAUUCAUAAAGAGUUAACUCGCUUUUCAACCUUGUCAUUUUUCGUUUUUCGGACAAGUAAAUAAUACCUUUGCGAAUUGUAUGUUUUGUACAUUAUCUAUACUGCUUCUUAUUUUGUAAGAAAUCAAAUAUAUAUACUUGUAUUAUUGUAAGGCUGAUAGGAGGAUGCUCCUCGACCCCUAUUAUGCCAAUGACGGGGAAAAUAAAUGGGGUUACCCCUUAACUGGGCGCCCGAAACUGAAAAAAAAAAGAAAAAAAAAGAUAA